GCGCGAGUCAAAGCGAACAGCGACUGGCACGACAUCUUCUGGCUGUCGCGUAGAAUUAGAGAAGUAUAAAAUGAGGGUUAUGUUUCCCGGGUACAUAGAAGAUUCCAGUGUGCUCUGUGAAGAUUCCCGCAAGCAAUUCGAGGCAUUUGAGGAGUGAUUCGGAAGGCAAAGCGAGUGAAUUUAGACCGCAUCUCAGUAAUUACAUGUCACGAGGCAGUUGAAAGUAUCGUAAUACGUGGCAGGAUGAAGCGAUCGCACUCGCGGAGGGACGAGGAGGAAAGCGAGGAGCGUCAUCGCAAGCGCCGGGACCACAAGCGUGGCGACGACCACAAGCGUGACGACGAUCACAGGGAGUCGAGGCACAACGGCGACCACAAGAGCUCCAGGUAUCACGAUGGUCACAGAAGUUCCAGACGCAACGACGAGCACAGGAGCUCCAGACGGGACGACGACCGUCGCGGUUCCAGGCGCGACGACGAUCGUCGGGGCGACCGACGUGACGAUCGCGACAGGAAUCGUCGGUACAACGAGAGGGAGAGCGACGGCGAGGAAGCGGCCGGGAAGCCGAAUUUCUCUCCGCGGGAGGAGAUCGGCAACAGGUAUUAUGGCGAACCGGAUAAAACGCGCGAGAAUCCGCAGGAUCCCACCAAGCAGAAGCGGGCGGUGGACCUCCUAACCUCGAAAACGGGAGGCGCGUACAUCCCGCCCGCCAAGCUGCGUAUGCUCCAGGCGGAGAUCACCGACAAGUCGGGCGCCGCCUACCAGCGUAUCGCCUGGGAGGCGUUGAAGAAGUCCAUCCACGGGUACAUAAAUAAAGUCAACACCAGCAACAUUGGGAUCAUAACGCGCGAGCUGCUGCGCGAGAACAUCGUCCGCGGCAGAGGUCUGCUGGCGCGAUCCAUCAUUCAGGCGCAGGCCGCGUCUCCGACGUUCACUCCGGUUUACGCGGCACUGACAUCAAUAAUCAACUCCAAGUUCCCCAACAUAGGCGAGUUGGUGCUGAAGCGGCUCGUUCUGCAGUUCAAGCGUGGCUUCAAGAGGAACGACAAGCCCCUGUGCAUAUCCUCAGGUACCUUCAUAGCGCACCUGGUCAACCAGCGCGUCGCCUACGAGAUUAUAGCUCUGGAGAUCCUGACGCUGCUGCUGGAAACGCCGACGGACGAUUCCGUCGAGGUGGCCAUAGCGUUUCUGAAGGAGUGCGGUAUGAAGCUGACGGAGGUGUCGCGACGGGGUAUCGAGGCCAUCUUCGAAAUGCUGAGGAACAUACUGCACGAGGGGCAGCUGGACAAGCGAGUUCAGUACAUGAUAGAAGUCAUGUUCCAAAUAAGGAAGGACGGAUUCAAGGAUCACGAGGCGGUGCCCGAGGAGCUGAAUCUCGUGGAGGAGGAGGAUCAAAUAACUCAUUUGAUACGACUGAAUGACGAGGACAUGAAUGCGCAAGAUAUAUUGAACGUGUUCAAGUUCGACACCGAUUACCUUGCCUCCGAGGAGAAGUACAAGCAGCUGUGCAAAGAGAUUCUCGGCUCGGACGUCAGCGACUCGGAAGAGGACGACGAGGACGGAGAGGAGGAGAGCUCGGACGCCGAGAGUGGCGCGGAGCAGACCGAGGGGAAGGAGGGGGUGAUACUCGACAACACGGAGACAAAUCUGACCGCGCUCCGACGGACUAUAUAUCUGACGAUACACUCCUCGCUCGACUUCGAGGAGUGCGCGCACAAGUUAAUGAAAAUGCAACUGAAACCCGGGCAGGAGAUAGAGUUAUGUCACAUGUUCCUGGACUGUUGCGCGGAGAUGCGUACGUAUGAGAAGUUCUUCGGCCUCCUGGCCGGUCGGUUUUGCGCCAUCAACAAGAUAUACGUGACGCCGUUCGAGCAGAUUUUCAAGGACUCUUACCACACGAUACACCGCCUCGACACCAACAAGCUGCGAAAUGUGUCUAAGUUCUUCGCGCAUUUACUGUUCACGGACUCCAUAUCGUGGAGCGUGCUGUCGUGCAUAAAGCUGAACGAGGAGGACACCACGAGUUCCAACAGAAUAUUUAUCAAGAUCUUGUUUCAGGAGCUCUCGGAAUACAUGGGUCUGGCGAAGUUGAACGACCGGGUUAAAGACCUGACGUUGCAGGAGGUGUUCGAGGGCCUGUUCCCCAGAGACGAUCCGAAGAACACGCGUUUCGCGAUCAACUUCUUCACGUCGAUCGGCCUGGGCGGUUUGACGGACGAUCUGAGGGAGCACCUGAAGUCCCAUCCAAAGCCGGCGCCUGUGCCGGUGUUGACCAGCAUCAAGGAAGAGGAGCCGCCCUCCAGCUCUGACGAGUCUACCAGUUCGUCUUCCAGCUCCAGCUCGUCUAGCUCGACGACUGAUUCUUCCUCGUCGUCGUCGUCGUCGUCAUCGUCGUCGGAGGAGGACGAAGUUCCGACGAAGAAGAAGAAGAAAGUGCAGCAUAAACGAAAAGAAAAGAAAUCUAAACCUAAAUCGAAGGACAAGAAGGAGGAGAAAUCUAAAAAGGCGCAGAGCAAGAAGAAGAAGGCCAAGACGUCGAAGAGGGACAAAUAAAACAGAAUAGGAAUUAACUAAGUAAUAAAAAAAAAUAAGACUUUUUAUAAGUUAAAAUGUAUGAUAAUUAGCUAGUCUGUACAAAUUAUAUUCUACGACUUAAAUAUUUUACAAAUUCUUUAGAGUUACGAAUUAGCAGGAAUAAUAAAUAAAGAUACACUAUUUAUUAUUCUACUUUGUAUACUAUUUAAUAUUCGAUAAACGUUACAUUGAGAUUACA
Molecule: messenger RNA, 2773 nt
Organism: Wasmannia auropunctata (little fire ant)
Lineage: Eukaryota; Metazoa; Arthropoda; Insecta; Hymenoptera; Formicidae
Gene: ncm
Product: pre-mRNA-splicing factor CWC22 homolog
Exons: 2
Coding region: 244-2553 (769 amino acids)
Biological process (GO): mRNA splicing, via spliceosome
Cellular component (GO): catalytic step 2 spliceosome
Molecular function (GO): RNA binding; protein binding
Source: RefSeq, a predicted model, not a curated record